This is a messenger RNA of Oncorhynchus masou masou (cherry salmon), 5341 nucleotides long. RefSeq names its product nuclear factor 7, brain-like. Gene Ontology annotation, molecular function: ubiquitin protein ligase activity; protein binding; zinc ion binding. The coding region runs from base 106 to 1575 and encodes 489 amino acids. The transcript has 6 exons. Gene Ontology annotation, biological process: protein ubiquitination. NCBI's taxonomy places the organism in Eukaryota, Metazoa, Chordata, Actinopteri, Salmoniformes, Salmonidae. Gene Ontology annotation, cellular component: cytoplasm. The record is from RefSeq and is a predicted model, not a curated record.
ACAGGAAUAGAAAGUGAUAAAGGUUGUAAUGACACAUGUACAGUCGCUAUUUCAUACUGUACUCUGAAGAGAUUGGCCUUUACCUAACUUCAUCUGAGGAAGAGGAUGACCCAGCAGGGACCAACAGCAGCUAUGGAGGAAAGACUCAGCUGUCCCAUCUGCUUUGAGUUCUUCCAGGACCCAGUGAGUCUGAAAUGUCAACACAGCUCCUGCCGCAGCUGCCUGGAAACACCAACAAGAAUUCAACAAAAGCAGCGCGAGUGCCCAGUCUGCAGGGGAAGGAAUUCCAUAGACAAUAUCCAGCCCGCAAUGUCUAAUAUGAAACUGAGGAACAUAGUGGAGGCCUACCUGCAGGGAGAAAAGAAGAAGGGGAGUGGGGGGAGAGCAGUGGGUCUUGUGGUGUGCGCCAGACAUAAUAAGAAGCUCAGGUUUUUCUGUGAGGAAUGUGAGGAACUUGUUUGUGCUGUGUGUGUGGAGACCGAGCGGCAUGCCAAGCAUAAACACCAGCCGGUGAAGGAGGAAGCGCAAUGGCGUAAGAGGGAAAUCACUUCAUUGAUCUACAACCUUCCUGAGAAACUGGAACUGGACAUAAAGCAAGCGAGAGCCACAAGAAAGUGUGCAGCACAAUACAUCAAGACCCAGGCCCAAACCACAGCAGGACAGAUCAAGAGUGAGUUUGCAAACCUCCACCAGUUCCUGAGAGUUGAGGAGGAGGCCAGACUGGCAGCUUUGAAACAGGAGGAAGGGAUGAAGACAGGGUUACUGACCGAGAGGAUCGCCCGUCUUGCCAGCAACAUGACCUCACUCCCAGGGAGGAUCUCAGACAUACAGACCAAGAUGAAGACCGAUGACAUCUCAUUUCUACAGAUGUACAAGGACUUGAAAGACAGGGCCAAGUAUACAUUGGAGGAUCCAGAGCCUGUAUCGGGGGCACUGAUAGACGUGGCCCAACACUUGGGAAACCUGAGGUUCAAGGUCUGGAAGAAAAUGCAAGAGAUGGUGCAAUACACCCCUGUGACCCUGGAUGUGAAUUCAGCUCACCCUGAUCUACUGAUCUCUGGGGUCCUCCUGGAGGUGAGUGACAGACAAUCGUCCCAGCCUGUGCCUGAUAACGCGGAGCGAUUCGACAGCUCAGUGAGCGUGCUGGGCUCUGAAGGCUUCUACUCAGGCAUUCACAGCUGGGAGGUGGAGGUGGGGCUUAAGAAGGCCUGGACCCUGGGAGUGGCCAAAGAGGGUGUGGCCAGGAAGGGCAAUGUGAUGGUCAGCCCAGAGGGUGGGAUCUGGGCGAUGGGGCUGUGGAACGGGGAGGAGUAUAGCGCUGGAACCUCCCCCCUGGGUACCCCUUUGGUCCUGAGUAGGAAACCCCAGAAUGUCAGGGUCAAGUUGGACUAUGAGAAAGGAGAGCUGUCCUUCUAUGACUCCAGUGACAUGUCACUCAUCUAUAUGUUCGAACAGAGGUUCACAGAGAGACUGUUCCCCUACUUCUCUCCCUGCCUUAACACCGAUGGCACUAACCCUGGAGUACUGAGUAUCUGCCCUGAGAAGGUGUUUGUGACUGUGACACCUGCUCACUAAGGAUAUUUUCUGGUGAUACUACUUUACGAUCCCUCACCGAAGUGUCUGUCUUGGUAAAGUCUGUCACAGUGACUCUAGUGGUGACAGUGAUGUCUGCGACACCAAUGUGUAUUCCGAAACUUUGUCUGGGGCACUUUCCUGUUAAUUAAUUUAUUGAGAGAAUGUGUCAUGAAUUCCCUACUUUUUGGUGGUAUGUUCAAUAAAAUUACAGUUAGAAAAAAAGAGUUCCAAAAGGGUUCCCUUUUUGGUUCCAGGUAAAACUAUUUCGGGUUCCAUGUAGAACCUUUUGUGGAAAAGGUUCUAGAUUAAAUCUAAAAGGGUUUUACCUGGAACCAAAAGAGGUUCUUCAAAGGGCUUUCCUAUAGGGACAGCUGAAGAACCUUUUUGGUUCUAGAUAACACCUUUUUUCGAAGAAUGUACAGUUGUGGCCAAAAGUUUUGAGAAUGACACACAUAUUAAUUUCCACAAGGUUUGCUGCUUCAGUGUCUAGAUAUUUUUGUCAGAUGUUACUAUGGAAUACUGAAGUAUAAUUACAAGCAUUUCAUAAGUGUCAAAGGCUUUUAUUGUUGAUGCAAAGAGUCAAUAUUUGCAGUGUUGACCCUUCUUUUUCAAGACCUCUGUAAUCCACCCUGGCAUGCUGUCAAUUAACUUCUGGGCCACAUCUUGACUGAUGGCAGCCCAUUCUUGCAUAAUCAAUGCUUGGAGUUUGUCAGAAUUUGUGGGGUUUUGUUUGUCCACCCGCCUCUUGAGGAUUGACCACAAGUUCUCAAUGGGAUUAAGGCCUGGGGAGUUUCCUGGCUAUGGCCCCAAAAUAUCAAUGUUUUGUUCCCCGAGCCACUUAGAUAUCACUUUUGCCUCAUGGCAAGGUGCUCCAUCAUGCUGGAAAGGGCAUUGCUCGUCACCAAACUGUUCCUGGAUGGUUGGGAGAAGUUGCUCUCUGAAGAUUUGUUGGUACCAUUCUUUAUUCAUGGCUGUGUUCUAAGGCAAAAUUGUGAGUGAGCCCACUCCCUUGGCUGAGAAGCAACCCAACACAUGAAUGGUCUCAGGAUGCUUUACUGUUGGCAAGACACAGGACUGAUGGUAGCGCUCACCUUGUCUUCUCCGGACAAGCUUUUUUCCGGAUGCCCCAAACAAUUAGAACAGGGAUUCAUCAGAGAAAAUGACUACCCCAGUCCUCAGCAGUUCAAUCCCUGUACCUUUUGCAGAAUAUCAGUCUGUCCCUGAUGUUUUUCCUGGAGAGAAGUGGCUUUUUUGCUGCCCUUCUUGACACCAGGCCAUCCUCCAAAAGUUUUCGCCUCACUGUGCAUAGAGAAUGCACUCACACCUGUCUGCUGCCAUUCCUGAGCAAGCUCUGUACUAGUGGUGCCCCGAUCCCGCAGCUGAAUCAACUUUCGGAGAUGGUCCUGGCGCUUGCUGGACUUUCUUGGGUGCCCUGAAGCCUUCAUCACAACAAUUGAACCGCUCUCCUUGAAGUUCUUGAUGAUCUGAUAAAUGGUUGAUUUAGGUGCAAUCUUACUGGCAGCAAUAUCCUUGCCUGUGAAGCCCUUUUUGUGCAAAGCAAUGAUGACGGCACGUGUUUCCUAGCAGGUAACCAUGUUUGACAGAAGAAGAACAAUCAUUCCAAGCACCAUCCUCCCUUUGAAGGUUCCAGUCUGUUAUUUGAACUCAAUCAGCAUGACAGAUUGAUCUCCAGCCUUGUCCUCAUCUACACUCACACCUGUGUUAACGAGAGAAUCACUGACAUGAUGUCAGCUGGUCCUUUUGUGGCAGGGCAGAAAUGCAGUAGAAAUGUUUUUGGGGGAUUCAGUUAAUUUGCAUGUCAAAGAGGGACUUUGCAAUUCAUCUGAUCACUCUUCAUAACAUAACAUGGAGUAUAUGCAAAUUGCCAUCACACAAACUGAGGCAGCAGACUUCGUGAAAUUAAUAUUUGCGUCAUUCUCAAAACUUUUGGCCACGACUGUAGUGUAUGAUACAUACAUUCAGCAAAUGUUCAAACCCCUUGACUUUUUCUACAUUUUGCUUACGUUAAGUCUUUAUUCAAAAAUUUAUGAAAAAAAUGUCCUCAUCAAUCUACACACAUACCCCACAAUGACAAACAGGUUUUUAGAAAAAUCUGAAAUACCUUUUUACAUAAGUAUUCAGACCCUUUGCUAUGAGACUCGAAAUGGAGCUAAGGUGCAUCCUGCUUCCAUUGAUCAUCCUUGAGAUGUCUCAUCAAUUUGAUUGGAGCAGCUGUGGUAAAUUCUAUUGAUUGGAUAUUAUUUGGAAAGGCACAAAUCUGUCUAUAUAAGGUCUCACAGUUGACAGUGCAUGUCAGAGCAAAAACCAAGCCAUGAGGUCGAAGGAAUUGUCUGUAGCGUGCAGAGACAGAAUUGUGUCAAGGUACAGAUCUGGGGAAGGGUACCAAAAAAUGUCUACAGCAUUGAAGGUCCCCAAGAGCACAGUGGCCUCCAUCAUUCUUAAAUGGAAGAAGUUUGGAACCACCAGUAUUCUUCCUGGAGCUGGCCACCUGGCCAAACUGAACAAUCGGGGGAGAAGGGCCUUUGUCAGGGAGGUGAUUAAGAACCCGAUAGUCACUCUGACAGAGCUCCAGAGUUCCUCUAUGGAGAUGGGAGACACUUCCAGAAGGACAACCAUCUCUGCAGCACUCCACCAAUCAGGCCUUCAUGGUACAGUGACCAGACGGAAGGCAGUUCUCAGUAAAAUGUACAUGAUAGCCCACUUGGAGUUUCCCGAAAGGCACCUAAAAGACUCUCAGACCAUGAGAAACAAGGUUCUCUGUCUACGGUUUAACAAGAAUGGUGCGACAAACAAAAAAACAUCCAACAGACGACCACACUAGGUUCCACUCCUAUCAUCUAAAAACAAGAAGAAGCAGCUCCAGUGGGCACAUGAUCACCAACUCUGGACAGUUUAGUAGGGGAAAAACAUUGCCUGGUCUGGCUUUCUUGUUGAUGGCAGAGUCAAGAUUUGGCGUAAGCAGCAUGAGUCGAUGGCCCCAUCCUGCCUGGUGUCAACGGUACAGGCUGGUGGUGGUGGUGUACUGGUGUGGGGAAUGUUUUCCUGGUACACGUUAGGUCUCUUGAUACCAAUUUAGCAACGUUUGAAUGCCACACCUUGAAGAAUCCAUUCCCCGAACACUCUGUUCUGGAGGCAAAGGGGGGUCCGACCCAGUAGUAGAUGGGUGUACCUAGUAAACUGACCACUGAGAGUACAUCUUUACCAUGGUGUUCCAAAUUAAACACGUUACUUUUAAAACGUUAUAAGCAUGAUAUCUUAUUCAGUAAUUCACAGUUCAACAUGCUCUUCUGUUACUUGCUAGAGAGCACAGCUACAAAAGACAAUAUAAGGAGAAUAAACAAAUGGGGGUGGAUCGGCUGGAUCAUCUCAAUUUAAACGUUAGUGAAGUUCUUGGGAACAGCAGGAAUGUGGAUGAUCCAAUAAAAUGGUCUGUUCUGAUUAAACAGAACGGUCUGGAAUAGUGUGCUGUUAUGCAGCUUUUUGAUACAUUACAUGACCAAAAGUAUGUGAACAACUGCUCGUCAAACAUCUCAUUUAAAAAUCAUGGGCAUUAAUAUGGAGUUGGUCCCCCCUUUGCUGCUAAAACAGCCUCCACUCUUCUUGGAAGGCUUUCCACUAGAUGUUGGAAUAAGAGCUUUAGUGAGGUCAGAAAUUCAUCCAAAGGUGUUCGAUGGGGUUAAGGUCAGGGCUCUGUGCAGGCCAGUCAAGUUUUCCCACACCGAUCUCGACAAGCCAUUUCUGUAUU